AUGGCACCGGUAAGUGUGCGGAAGAGCAGCUCUUUGCCAGCAGGUUAUAGGGAAGACCCUUCCAAGGGUCCUAUGCUACGAUUCGAAGAGUCUCUACCCAAACUGCCAGUACCCACUCUAGAGGAGACAGCAGUUCGAUACCUCAAAUCCGUCCACCCUCUACUCUCCACCUCCGAGCUCGAGUCGACGACAAUAGCGGUCCAAGAAUUCAUAAAGCCCGGAGGCAUUGGGAGCAAACUGCAGGAGAAGCUGAUUGCCAGACGAGAGGAUCCUAAACACAAGAACUGGAUCUAUGAAUGGUGGAAUGAUGCCGCAUAUCUGUCCUACCGUGAUCCAGUCGUCCCGUAUGUCAGCUACUUCUACUCUCACCGAGAUGACAGACGGCGGCGGGAUCCAUCGAAAAGAGCUGCUGCCAUCACUACCGCAGCUCUAGAGUUCAAGAAACAGGUUGACUCUGGUACACUUGAACCUGAAUACAUGAAGAAGCUACCCAUUUCCAUGGAGAGUUACCAAUGGAUGUUCAAUGCAUGUCGACUACCUGCAAAGCCCGCAGAUCACCCAGUCAAGUACCCUGCAUCAGAAAACAAGCAAAUUCUCGUGAUCCGCAAGAAUCAAUUCUUCAAGGUCAUGCAUGAGGUUGAUGGGCAACAAUUGAACACAUCUGAGCUGGAACAACAAUUCAAGCGGAUUUAUCAAAAGGCAGAGAAGGCCCCAGCAGUGGGCGUCCUGACUACGGAGAAUCGUGACAUCUGGACUGAUGCGAGAGAUGUCCUGCUCAAGGCACACUCGUCCAAUGCAGCAGCCUUAAAGGCAAUCGAAUCUGCUUCCUUUGUGGUCUGCUUGGACGAUGCAUCACCUGUCACACUCGAGGAGCGUGCACACCAAUACUGGCAUGGUGAUGGCUGCAAUCGCUGGUUCGAUAAGCCUCUCCAGUUCAUCGUCAACGAAAAUGGGACUUCUGGCUUCAUGGGCGAACACUCAAUGAUGGAUGGUACACCCACCCAUCGCCUUAAUGACUAUGUCAACGAGGUGAUCUUCAACAACAAACUCGAUUUCUCCAACCCAUCAGUCCGCUCCAACCUACCCGAGCCUACUGUUGUCAAAUUCCACGUCAACAAGGAGGUUCAAGCCGAGAUCGAGCGCGCUGAAAAGGACUUCACCGAAGUCAUCGGCGCUCAUGAGCUCCGCGUUCAGGCAUACCAAGGCUACGGCAAGGGUCUAAUCAAGAAGUUCAAGUGCUCGCCAGAUGCAUACGUACAAAUGAUCAUUCAACUGGCCUACUUCAAAAUGUAUGGCAAGAAUCGGCCCACAUACGAAUCAGCCGCUACCCGACGUUUCCAACAAGGAAGAACCGAGACCUGCCGUUCCGUCUCCGAUGAUUCUGUUGCGUUCUGCAAAGCAAUAAGUGAUCCACAUAUUGAGCCCAAGGAGACUGUGGCGCUCUUCCGAAAAGCAGUAAAUUCUCAUGUGGAAUACAUCUCUGCAGCUUCAGACGGAAAGGGUGUUGAUCGACAUCUCUUUGGAUUGAAGAAGUUGCUUGGACCGAAUGAUGAGGUCCCUUCGAUUUACAAGGAUCCAACCUACACAUACUCAAGCAAAUGGUUCAUCUCUACCAGUCAGUUGAGUUCCGAAUACUUCAAUGGCUACGGAUGGAGUCAAGUGGUUGACGACGGAUGGGGAAUUGCAUAUAUGAUUAAUGAAAAUAGCAUCCAAUUCAACAUUGUGUCGAAGGGUCUUGGAAGCGAGAGGAUGAGUUUCUACUUGAACGAAGCGGCGGGAGAUAUUAGAGACCUCCUUCUUCCAACUUUGGAGGCGCCAAAGGCUAAGUUGUAA
Hyaloscypha bicolor E is the source of this 1833-nucleotide messenger RNA. Its product is annotated as acyltransferase ChoActase/COT/CPT. Bases 1 to 1833 code for a protein of 610 amino acids. Gene Ontology annotation, molecular function: carnitine O-acetyltransferase activity. Gene Ontology annotation, cellular component: peroxisome; mitochondrion. Lineage: Eukaryota; Fungi; Ascomycota; Leotiomycetes; Helotiales; Hyaloscyphaceae. Gene Ontology annotation, biological process: carnitine metabolic process. The record is from RefSeq and is a predicted model, not a curated record. The transcript has 3 exons.